This is a messenger RNA of Oryza sativa Japonica Group (Japanese rice), 3180 nucleotides long. Its product is annotated as periodic tryptophan protein 2. Gene Ontology annotation, biological process: ribosomal small subunit assembly; maturation of SSU-rRNA from tricistronic rRNA transcript (SSU-rRNA, 5.8S rRNA, LSU-rRNA). Gene Ontology annotation, cellular component: Pwp2p-containing subcomplex of 90S preribosome; small-subunit processome. NCBI's taxonomy places the organism in Eukaryota, Viridiplantae, Streptophyta, Magnoliopsida, Poales, Poaceae. The record is from RefSeq and is a predicted model, not a curated record. Gene Ontology annotation, molecular function: protein binding.
ACAGGCCCAAAAACAAAACCCACUAAAACCCUCCUCCUCGUCUUCGUCCUCCUCCCUCCCACCCUCCGCAAAACCCUAGCCACCACGGCGCCCUCCCCCGUUCUCCCGCCAUGAACUACCGCUUCCACAACCUCCUGGGCGCGCCGUACCGCGGCGGCGACGCCGUCUUCGCCGGUGACUCCUCCGUCCUCCUCUCCGCCGUCGGCAACCGCGUCGCGUCCACCGACCUCUCCGCCUCCUCCUCCCUCACGCUCCCCUUCGAGUCCUCCUCCAACGUCACCCGCCUCGCCGUCUCCCCCUCGGGCGACUUCCUCCUCUCCGUCGACGACGCCGGCCGCGCGCUCUACGCCAACCUCGGCCGCCGCGCCGUCCUCCACCGGAUCGCCUUCAAGUCCGCCCCCUCCGCCGUCCGCUUCAGCCCCGACGGCAACCUCAUCGCCGUCGCCGUCGGUAAGCUCGUCCAGAUCUGGCGCUCGCCCGCGUUCCGCAAGGAGUUCUUCCCUUUCCACCUGCUCCGCACCAUCCCUGGCUUCGCCGCCGGUGUCACCGCCUUCGACUGGUCUCCCGACUCCUCGUUCCUCCUCGCCUCCUGCAAGGACCUCACCGCCCGCCUCUUGCCUGUCAAGAAAGGCCUUGGAGGCAAACCAUUCCUCUUCGUUGGCCACCGCGCCGCCGUGGUUGGCGCCUUCUUCGCCACAGAUAAGAAGACAGGGAGAGUCACUGGGGCUUACACAAUUACCAAGGACGGAGCUAUCUUUACAUGGAAUUUGGUGGAAGGAAGUGAUGAUUCGCCUCCACCUUCACCAGGGACGCCAGAGCAGGAGGCGGUACAGGAUGGUGAGGCUGAAUUGGACGGUGACGAGCCCGAAUUGGAUGGCGGGAGCAGGAAAAGGAAGAGUUUCGGAGAAUCGGAAGAACCAGACACUACCCCGCUGCAUUUCACAAGGUGGGAGCUGCAGAAAAAGGACUUCUUCAUGCAGUCACCGGCUAAGUUAACAGCCUGUGAUUACCAUAGGGAGCUUGACAUGGUGGUGGUUGGUUUCUCUAAUGGUGUAUUUGGGCUGUACCAGAUGCCAGACUUUGUGUGCCUCCACUUACUGUCAAUAUCAAGGGAGAAGAUCACUACUGCUAUUUUCAACAGUUUGGGGAAUUGGUUAGUUUUUGGAUGUGCCAAACUUGGGCAAUUACUGGUGUGGGAGUGGCGAUCAGAGAGCUACAUUUUGAAGCAGCAGGGGCACUACUUUGAUGUGAACUGCAUUGCAUACUCACCAGACUCCCAAUUACUGGCCACUGGAGCUGAUGAUAACAAAGUCAAGGUCUGGACAGUCUCCUCUGGGUUCUGUUUCAUAACAUUUUCGGAGCAUACAAACGCUGUUACUGCAGUUCAUUUUAUGGCCAAUAAUCAUUCUCUUCUCAGUGCCUCCCUUGAUGGGACUAUUCGAGCAUGGGAUCUGUUCCGCUAUCGAAAUUUCAAGACAUUUACUACUGCAUUGCCCAGACAAUUUGUUUCUUUAACGGCAGAUCAGAGUGGAGAAGUAAUAUGUGCUGGAACACUUGAUUCAUUUGAGAUAUUUGUUUGGUCAAUGAAGACUGGUCGUUUGUUGGAUAUACUCAGUGGUCACCAAGGACCAGUUCAUGGCCUAAUGUUUUCGCCAAUCAAUGCUAUUUUGGCUUCAUCAUCAUGGGACAAAACAGUUCGCCUUUGGGACGUAUUUGAGAGCAAGGGUGCAGUGGAAACUUUUCAACAUUCACAUGAUGUUCUUACUUUGGCUUAUCGCCCUGAUGGAAGACAGAUAGCAUGCAGCACACUAGAUGGCUUAAUCCAUUUCUGGGAUCCAUUUGACGGCCUGUUGAUGUAUACAAUUGAAGGCCGCAGGGAUAUUGCCGGGGGUCGUCUCAUGACUGACAGAAGAUCUGCUGCUAAUACAAGUAUAGGAAAGUACUUCACAACGUUGUGCUAUUCUGCUGACGGGACUUAUAUUUUAGCUGGAGGAAACAGCAAAUAUAUAUGCAUGUAUGAUGUUGGAGAACAGGUGCUCUUGCGUAGAUUCCAGAUCACCCGCAAUCUCUCGUUGGACGGAGUACUUGAUUUUCUGAACUCAAAGAAGAUGACGGAUGCUGGUGCACUAGAUCUGAUUGAUGAUGAGGAUAGUGAUGUUGAGGAGGGGAUCGAUCAACAAACAAGAGGCAACUUGGGGCUUGGUUUGCCUGGUUCCAUGGCAAAUCGUGGAAGGCCCAUAGCUCGGACAAAAUGCGUGAAAUUUGCUCCAACAGGAAGAUCUUUCGCUGCAGCAACCACUGAUGGUGUUCUAUUGUACUCUGUUGAUGAUUCUUUUAUUUUUGAUCCAACAGAUCUUGACAUUGAUGUUACCCCUGAGAAAGUGGAAGAAGCUCUUGAGGAAAACCAACAGCAAAGAGCCCUUCUACUCAGCCUCCGGUUAAAUGAAGACUCCUUGAUCAAGAAGUGCAUUUUUUCAGUGGAUCCAUCCAAUGUACGAGCAAUUUGUUCAUCAACACCCUUGAAGUAUCUUCAGAGAUUAAUCGAAGCAUUUUCUGACCUUUUGGAAAGUUGUCCCCAUCUUGAAUUUAUUCUCCUCUGGUCUCAGGAGCUAUGCAAGAUUCACGGAAACUAUAUUCAACAAAACUCCAGAGCCUUGCUUCCUGCUCUGAAGUCGUUUCAGAAGUCUAUAACAAGAAUUCAUCAGGAUUUGGCCGACACUUGUUCUUCUAAUGAGUACAUGUUGAAGUAUCUGUGCUCUUCUGGGACGAGGAAUUAGGUUAUGGUUGAGAAAUGCUGACAAUUCAAUACUAUUGCAGGAAAGUGUUAACUGAGCAGCAGCACAUCAUCAGGCACCAGCUGAGUACUGGCCAUCUGUACUGGACGCGAUUCUCCGCGCUGCAGUCCUCGCCACAACUCGUCGGCCGAAGAGCGAGUCGACCUGAGGCUUCGUCAGGCAGUGUGUUGCUUUUUUUGCCCAAAAGAUGGACCCUCUCGUCGACCAUGAAAAUUUUCCUUGUUGCCUGGUGUACUUUUCCUUGUUGGAUCUUGGAUGAUGUGUGUACACACCUUACUGAAAUUUUGUCACCCAGUUUUGUUGAAACGAUCCAGAAAGAAUAUAUCAUGCAUCACAAGUAUGGAGUACUUGUGGGUUUCCUAAUGCAUCAAUGUUCUUUUUUUAA